AUGCAAGCUUUUCAACGCGUCACUACCCUUCGUCCAAUCAGGAGCCACGGCGACCCACGGGAACUACAUUUCCCAUGAGGCGCUGAGGGCAGAACUACACGAUCCAACAUGGCGGCCAUCGGAAAGUUCCUGAGAAACGCCUGGAACAAGGAGCCCGUGGUGACGGCAGCCUGUGGCCUCGGCAUUGCGGCUCUGAUCCUGCCCCUGGUGAGCCCCUACACCAAGUACACGGUCCUGCUCAACAAAGCUACGCCGUAUAACUACCCAGUUCCUGUGCGAGAUGACGGAAAAAUGCCCGACAUCCCCUCUCACCCGUGUGACCCUCAGGGCAGAAAUCUGGACUGGCUGAAAAACAUGUAAAAAAAAAAAAAAACCAGUUUGCAGCCCAGAACCUGUACAGAUCUCUCUCUUUCCUUCAAAUAAAUGUGCUUUAUUUAA
Molecule: messenger RNA, 438 nt
Organism: Silurus meridionalis
Lineage: Eukaryota; Metazoa; Chordata; Actinopteri; Siluriformes; Siluridae
Gene: ndufa3
Product: NADH:ubiquinone oxidoreductase subunit A3
Exons: 4
Coding region: 109-360 (83 amino acids)
Cellular component (GO): mitochondrial inner membrane
Source: RefSeq, a predicted model, not a curated record